Messenger RNA from Symbiodinium sp. CCMP2592, 3603 nucleotides. Lineage: Eukaryota; Dinophyceae; Suessiales; Symbiodiniaceae. The record is from the annotation of a GenBank genome assembly.
AUGAACGUGUCCAAUGUCACGGAGGCCAUCAAUGCCUCAGAAGAUUUACUUGAAGCUGACAAUGAGUCCACCGAGCUGGAUGGCAACCUGUCAGAUGCGACAGAGGAGAACGUCAGCCAGGUGCCGAGCGGCGGCAACGGCUCGUUCGUUUCUCCUGAAGAUGCGCUCUUGGGAAACAUAUCUGCAAACGACAGCGAUGUUGGCUUUGAUGAGAACCUCUCCGAUUGGAAUCUCGUCGAAAGCCAUAGGUUUGCUGAAGUACGACGGCUCAGUUCCCUGAAUCGUCAGCUCUCCUUGGGCCAAGAAAUGACGAUUACGCAGAAAGGUCGCUUGCGGAUUGACCUGAGCCUCAGCAUGGACGGUGCUUCUCGAGACAUGCUGACGGCCAGCAAGGAGCUUCGCCACCUCCUGCGUCUGGGUAUCAGCCAGGGCCUACCAGCUUCGACUCAAGAGCAUGCACCCAAAGAAUACCAGGGCCUCGUUCCGACGGGGCAGCUGCGGCGGCUUGCAAUCGCAGCACAGAGGUUUGCCCUUCUCGCCGACUUCCGGAUUCGACCCGACUCGGAUGCAGGCAUCGACGAAGCAGAGAUGCUCUCCGAUACGCUCUUGCAAGGGUCUGCAACCCAGCAGAUUGCCUCUUACUUCGCUGCUGCGGAUUCCUGGCAAGGCGUUCUCGACGAAACGCCGCUGGAGGAAGUUGAGAUCAGCCAAACUACAGUGUCCAGCGCACGUGUGGUCCUUGCGCCUGAAGGCAGUGAAGUCACCCUGGCACCACUGACACUGCGUGCCACAACGACGCUGUCUUCGACUACUGCGAGCAGAACGACAACAGUAUCGACAACGCAGACGAUGGAGACAAACGACACAGGUGCGAACGAGAGUGUGACCACCUCCCAAUGGACCGUGGUGACUGGAACUGAGUGCAACACGUCGGUGUUGACUCUCAUUCCUCUCGCCAUGGUUUGUCUGGCCAGCUUGGCCGUGGGCGUUGCCAUCAGGAGCUCAGUGGAGCUGUUGGCGGACCCUUCGCGUGCACUUUGCGAUGUACCCUGUUUGAAGAGGCGCUUGCCAGCUUUGACGGCCGGUCGGCGAUUGGGGCACGCACCGCUGCUCGGGCGCCAGCCAGUCGUGCCAUGGCUUCCUCCCCUCUUUCAUUGGACGUGUCGGCCAAAGCAGCGCUUGGAGAUCGGACGAGCAGCCCAAGAGGGCGACGCUUCGCCCCUCGCCGUGCGAGCCGCAUAUUGGCAGGUUUGCCAGCAUGGCCAACUCUUGGUCCUGCAGCCAAUGUCUUCACGCCGGGCCAAGGCGGAGGAUGGUCCGGCACUGAUGCUCGUGGCUGCUGCUUGGAACCAGCCAGCACGGCUGCAGUUGGCAUUCGAAAUCCAAAGUCAUGUGUUCAUCUCGACUUCAUUUUCGUGGGGGCAAGGGCCGGGCCCCGAUGAAUCAAUUGACGUAGCGCUUUCAGAUGUGGAGGCUCUGAAGGAUGCGAAUCAGAAGCUGGACCUCCUCUUGCAGUCUGUCAAGAGCGCAGACCCAAGCAAAGCAGCUGAUGUCUACCGGCAAAUUCCCCAGACACUUCGGGUGGAGACUCCUGUGACGGCUGCAAUCGCACCAGAGUCCCACGAGGAACGGAGCGAUGGCAACUCUGUAUCUGUAUACACUGCUCGAGCUGUCGAUGACCGAUGGUCCCACGUCGAAGCGGAGGCGCAUGAAGCUGCAAGCGCCUUGGAGCGCAUGCUGCACCCGAAGUUCAGGCCAGCGUCUGCAGAAACGCGUGCGGACGACGCCCGGCCUGUGGAAGCGGCACCGGCAGACUUUGGCAGCCCAGAGAUGGAGACCGGCCUCGAACCUCACUGCGAGGUCGAGGCCGAGGCACACCAUGAAAGUCAUGAAAGAGAGGCUUCCGUGGAUGUGGAGUAUGAGUAUCAGCACAGCUUCCUGGAUCCAAACGAGAGCCUUGAGCCAAGCGAGGUCAAAGAAGUCAAGGAGGGAUCGACGGCCAAGGACGUCGUCGAGCCCGAGACAGUUCAGGUACCCCAGGAGGGCCAGGAGGGCCGGGAAAGCCAGGAAGAUCACGACCCAGAGUUGAGCGCAGAGCUCGAUGCGGUGUGGGAGUCCUUCUUUCCUGUCUCCUCGCCCUCGCCACCGCCCCUGAUUGCACCCUCUGAAGACUUGAAAGAGGAUGUACCAGCCCCCGUCGAGGCAGCGACACAAGAAUCAGAUGCUGUGCCUUUGGCGCCCUCAGCGGCAGGAGAACUCGAAACCGCCGAAACCGAAGCCGAUCAGGAAGUGGCUGAAGCUCGGAAGGUGGCGGUGCAGGCUGCUGAGGCUGCUGAUGCGUUGAAAGCCGCCCGGGAAGACUGGCUAAAGCAGUUCGAUUUAAGCACGGUAAAUCCGCCACCGUCGUCACCGGUGGACAUCGCAGAUGCGGACCACCGCGAACUUACGCGCCGCGAGCGAAUCACGCUCCUUGAGCGGGGGCUGGCUGGUGAGAAGUUUUCUGGCCCAGCUGACGACGAGAACAGCGAGCUGCGCAUAGCAGAGGCUCCGGGGCGGGAAAAAAUCAUAAAGUACUUCGCAGCAGCAUCCCCCGAAUUUGUUCAUGAUCCUUUCGCACAGGGCAUCACUGUCACGUCUUGUCCCGCUUGUCGCAUCGAUAUCUUCUCACAGGCUCGGCGCCACGAGCGAAAGGCAAAGAUGCAGCAGCUGUGGAAGCAGAAGGAGGAGGCGGCUCAAAGAAGCGGUCCAAGUCCUGAGCCAGUCACGGUCCCCGCGCAGCAGGCCGUGGAGGAGCUGGGCAGGCAUUGCUUCGAAGACUUGAGGUAUGCCAAGGCUUGCUAUUCUCUGUCCCGCAACGCUCACCGGCUGAGUACUGGUAGCCUCGUGCGUGUGGUGGAGAUACUCGCUGCCGGCGAACGUGCGCCGCCAGAAACGAACCAGCUGGCCUGCGCAGAUGCUGUGAUCGGAGCCCUGGCUCCGCACAUGACGGCUUUGGGAUUGCCAGUGCUCAGGAACUGCUUGAAGGUAAUGACGACAGUGGAGGUCAAAGAGCAGACAUAUCUGGACAUGCUGUUGGCGCAGCUGCUGGUUCUCUUCCGCCGAGAGAGCGGCAGCGUCCCUCCUGCUGCCCUCGCUGCCUUGGCAGGCUUUAUCGGCAGCUUGCAUGAGGCUGGGGUCAGCGCGAGGCGAGGAGCGAGCAGCGCAAGUUGUGCGGCCAACCGCCGCUGCAUAGAUGCGCUCAACGAGCUGAUUCUGCGGCACGCUGCUGAAUUUGUGGAGGAGGAGCUGGCCACCGUUGGCAGCCCUUACCUGCUAACCUUCAUGGACGAUGUGAUGCGCCGGACAAUCUUGAGAGGUGCUGCAGCCAUUGGUGCCGGCCUCCUCCCCGAGAGCCAACCCUGGGUCACGGCGGCUCUGGUCCAGAUGGAAGAAGCAGUUCGGACAAGUUCCUUCGCCUUCAUCGCCAGCCUCCCCGAUGAGACUAAGGACUAUUUGAUGAAGCUCAAGGCCAUUGCGGCCUCAGCCGCUUCAGAUCCUACGGAAGUCGUGAGCCAGGCUUUAGGGCGACAUCUGCAGGCUCAAGAGGAGCCCGCGGCUGCCUGA